This is a messenger RNA of Pelobates cultripes (western spadefoot toad), 546 nucleotides long. Lineage: Eukaryota; Metazoa; Chordata; Amphibia; Anura; Pelobatidae. The record is from the annotation of a GenBank genome assembly.
AUGGACCUGUGCAGUUUGUACACGUCCACCCCCCACAGGGGAGGUAUGGAAGCUACUGCACAGGCUUUGGGCAGACUUGAGCUGGAUUCUAAAUUGAGUGAUUUUGUUUUACAGCUGCUGGAAUUGGUGCUAUCAUGCAAUUAUUUUACCUUUGGGAAUGACUCUUACGCCAACUUGUACAUGGCCAAGUUUGAGGAAGAAUUCGUCUAUCCACAUCCCUUAUUCAAAUCUGUGGCAGUUUGGUUUCGUUAUAUUGACGAUGUGUUCUUUCUUUGGAAUGGUUCAGAGGCUAAUCUUCUAUAUUUUAAAGCGGAUUUGAAUCGAAUUGUACCAAGCAUCAAGUUUACUUUGGAACACGAUGCCAGUAGCAUUCAUUUUUUGGAUGUUCAGGUAAAUAAAAUUGAUAAUGGAUUGUGCUUUGACCUUUUUCGAAAACCAACUCACAAAGUUGCAUUUCUGCAGGCUAACUCCUUUCAUGCAGCCAGUAUGAUUCGAAGCCUUCCUUUUAGCCAAUUGUUACGUGUACGACGGAUCGUAUCUCAGUAA